Molecule: messenger RNA, 2458 nt
Organism: Nelumbo nucifera (sacred lotus)
Lineage: Eukaryota; Viridiplantae; Streptophyta; Magnoliopsida; Proteales; Nelumbonaceae
Source: RefSeq, a predicted model, not a curated record
CCCUGCAACUGCUCGCAGCGGCGGAUUCUAGCCCAGCGAUCUCCCAUUCCACCACCGGCCCCUCUCCCUCCCUCUCCUCUCUUUCUUUUAUAAUUCGUUUUUUUUUUUCUAUUUCUGCGCCGAACCAGUUGCCGCCCCCUCUCUCACCGUCGAACCCACCACCGAACCAGAAGCGGUGACGAAUCCAAUCGGAUCUCUUCGCCCCCUCCCUCUUUUUCUCAUAUCUCUCUUCCGUCUCUUUCUCCCUUCCAUUGGAUCAAAUCCCCUGAUCGUUGAAUUCGAAAUCAGACUGUCCAUCAUUGGAACCGAACCACAGCAACGACAGCUCUCAGCCCGACAUCGAUAGUGCAAAUCUUUCGGUCGCAACAAUAGCUCAAUUGCGCCACCUCUGAAAUUCGAAGCAACCUGUCCCUGUGGCAUCACCAUUUUCCCAAUCAGUGAAGUUCAGUGACGCGCAUCUGUCAGUUCAGCCGAUUCCCCUGUUCAUCCAUCGUCGAGUUCAGGCCGACAUACAACCCUGGUAUUGCAGUGACAGGUUUGAAAGUUCGGGUACUAAUUUGACACUACCCCCAAAUUUUAAGGUACUAAAGUGCAAUUUUCCCUCUUUUUUUUUUCAUUCGAUUCGAUUGAACCCUCGACUGAACCCUCGUCUCUUUCUCCUAUCUCAUUGUGGAAGGUAAAAUCGAUCUCUCUACGGUUCAGUGAAGGUAAGAUCUUCCCCUCUUCUUCUUCUUCAUUUCUUCUCCUUCUGCGUGCGCACAAAGCACGAAGCUAACAAUGAAGGGGAAUUUAUAUAACGGGAAGUAGUUUGAUUGGCGCUGCAAUCAAAGCUCCACACAUCACUUUGAAGAAUCUCAUCAGGGAUGGAGAACUCCCGUACCUGCAAGAGCUGCAAUAAGAAGACUGUCAUACGUGAUGAGUUCACCGACACCUUGGUCUGUAGGAAUUGUGGUAUUGUGCAAGAACUUGACAAUUUCCAAGCAAGUUUUGGAGGUAUCAAUGGCCCCCAGGGCACCUUUGUCCGUGUUGGUGCUUCUGCCAGUGGUGAAUACAGUUAUAAAGAGAAGAAGCUCUAUGAAGCUGAUAAGGUUAUUGAAGAUAUUGCUUUAAAACUAGGGUUCUCAGCUGCAACUUCUGCAGAGGUAAAACGAAUGAUCCAGCAAAUUACUGAUGAAGAGUUCGGUGGCGGAGAGUGGUUCCUUGUUCUUGUUGGUGCUUGUUCAUAUGUUGUGAUGAGAAAGAACAGCAGACCCCUUUCCAUUGCAGAGGUUGCCUCAGUAAUUGGUUGUGAUGUUUAUGAGCUUGGCCGGAUGAUCUUUCGUGCCGUCGAUUUUCUUGAUUUGAAGUUGCCUGAAUUUGAUAUUGUGACCUCUUUCGAACAGGCAAUUAGGACCUGCCCAACUUUUUCCAGAUUUUCAAAGGAUGUGAUGGAUAAAAUGGUUAAACAGGGAAGGUUUCUUCUGCAGUGUGCAGUUAAAUGGUUCUUGACAACAGGAAGGAGGCCUCUUCCUAUGGUUUCUGCUAUCCUGAAAUUUGUAGCAGAGUUAAAUGAAGUUGAUGUUGAAAUUGAAGAUAUAGCAAAGGAGGUGCAUUCAACAGUCGCCACAUCCAAAAAGAGGCAUAAAGAGCUCAAAGAGACUCUAGUAAAGGUUGCUCAAAAAUUACCAUGGGGAAAAGAUGUGACAGUUAAGAAUAUAGUAAAAAAUGCACCUUUAGUGAUUCAAUAUAUGGAGAUGAAGUCAAGAUUGAAGCCAGGCAAUAAGAGGAAGAGUAUAGAACCUGACUGGUUCAAUUUGGAAGAUGUAACUAAUGAUUCUCAGUACUUUGAGCUAGAAGACAGAAAUAGAGUUCCAUGUUUGAGUUAUGAUGAUGUGGAGAAGCUCAAGCUGUCACAGGAAUGCUUGGCAGGCAUUUAUUCAAAGUUCUCAAAAGAAUCUUCUUACUUUAAGAAUGUAGGUGAAAAUGGUGAGGAUUACCAAAAAAAUAGGAGGAGAUAUGAAGAUCGAGAAAGUAAGGAAUGGUGGAGUGGAAAAUCAGAUUUGAGCAAAAAGCUCUCACUUCAACAGAUUUUGGAGAAGAAUGUGGGGUUUAAUGCCUUGCCUCCAUCUUUUGUUACUGGUAGUUUGGCAUGCAAAAGGAGGAGAGAAAAGAUAGAUGCAGCUAAGCUGCGAAUUGAUGAGAUUAUGCGACCUCCCAGCACUGUUUCAGGUGAAAAGAAGGAUAGUUGCCUUCUAGAAGACUUGGAAGCUAGGAAGCAACAAUGCAAACAAUCAAAAGGAGGUAAUGUUGAUUGGGAGGAUUUCAUAAUUGAACUCCUACUUCUUCAUCAGGUGAGAGAGGAGGAAAUAGAGCAGGGCCAUUAUAAUACCUUGUUGGAGUUGCACGUCUUUAACUCUGGGAAUAUUUGUGAGAUGUUUCAGCAUGGAAAAGGAAAUGGGUAGAAUAAAAAGUUCUUGAA